GUUUACAUUCACCUGCGCCGGCGACAUCGUCCCAGUCAUACAUACUCUGUGAAUCGAACAAACCGCUUCCAUUUUUAAAAUAAUUGACUGUUUAUUUUUUGUGUUGUGCCAGUAGCUAAACAAAAUGGCAGUAAGCAGACAUUGGAUGCAGCUCGGUGCAUUCAUGGCGAGUGUCGCUUUGAUGUCAUGCGCACAAGUAGAAGACCCGUGCAAAAUGAAGUCACGCGUGACAGCUGAUGAUAAGUACUGCGACAAAUACUGGGAAUGUGAGAACGGGCAGGCGGUGCAGUAUGACUGUCCAAACGGGCUGGUCUUCGCUGGCAAGCAUCGAGGAGUUACAGAGGGGUGCGACUAUCCCUGGAGGUCGAACUACUGUGAAUAUCCCAAAGUUCAAAUAAACCAUCCAAUUGGUACAGAACAUUGCGAUUGGCUGUACGGUAUAUUCGGACACGAGACAUCCUGCACUCGCUAUUGGACGUGCUGGAACGGCACAGCAACAGAACAGCUCUGUAUUGGUGGCCUACUUUACAAUGAGAACGCGCACUCCUGUGAUUGGCCAGAAAAUGUUGAAGGCUGUCAGAAACAUCCUCUCUGCAAUGAAGAUGCCAACGGCAAUGUGCCACUUGGCAAGUCCUGCAACAGAUACUGGCAAUGCCAAGGAGGGUAUCCUCGACUCCAGCGCUGCCCAGCCAUGUUGGUGUUCGAUCGCCGCUCGCUGAGAUGCGUGGUACCGCCAACUGAAGACUGUGAAGCACCUACCACCACAGCGCCACCGCCAGAAGAGGAACAGGAGGUGAAACAUGCCCCACACAUUUCGAAGAGACCACCGAAUGACUUCCACGACGGGUCAGUCCGUCCGAGGCCUCAACAGAGAAACUAAGACCUAACAUUAUGCUAAGACCUUAUGGGCAUCAUAUUUAUUGCCAAAUCAUGUAGUUGUAAGCUCCUUAAUAUACUCAUAUCCGUCCAUAUGUAAAUAUCACAUGAUACAAUAUGUUUCACAAAGAAUUAAAUUGGUUUACAAUGACGUUAAUACUUAGCUAUAAUUUUUUGUUUACUUAUACUAAGGCCAGCGAGACUAGAUAAACAAUGUAAACAAAUGGACCGGACUCAGUAAGUUACGUUGCGAUAGCGAGUGAUUAUUAUCUCGCCGCUGUCGUUGCGUGUUUCGUGGUACAGGAAAGCAGUCAAUACCGCAGUUGUCAACAUUUGGUGCACCAUUUUGUGAACAUGUUCAUUCCUGUUUGGAUCGCGUUCGAAGUGAUUCGUAUUUUUUCGUUUCUGUAUUUACUUAUUUUUUUGUUAUUAGUGACUAAUUCGUAACUGUUAGAUAUUUUGUUGAUUUUAAUUUUGGAAUCACAGCCUAGUAGCUCUAGACAACCUUUGAAAUACAUCAAUUCUUUUCAAUAUUCAAAGCUAUCGUUGAAAAUGUUUUGAACCGCUGAAUCUUUGUUUACAUUUUUUAUCCCGUCUUGUUGGCCUUACUAUAAAUAUUGCAUGAACAACAUUUAGCAGGUAACAUAGCUGAAGCCACAAAUCAUUAUUUCUAUCACACUAACGAGACAAAAAUUAGUGCGAUGACAACUGAAGCUCCGACUAAAAAUCGUCAGUAAAAAAUCCAAAAAUCAAAGAAUCCUCAAGCAAAGCUUAACCAAUCGUUACGAAAUUUGGAAACUAAGUGGGAAGGAAGAAUUUGUUUUCGGUUUUGUCAGCGAGACCACAAUUAUGCAAGUAAUAGAACAGAAGCAUAACACAAUGGUCUCCUUGAAAUUAAUUUAAAUCGGACGGCGACCAGUCUCGGCGGCGUGCGGGUGACACUCAAUAGUUUUGUCUCCCCAAGAUUGCUUAGCUACCGUGUAAUCGUGUAUGUGUGCGUGAGAUGGUCGCGCGCUCGAGUAUGAAGUAAAAUUACUGUUAUGUUACUGUAUGUUGGCGAGUAUUGUAUUUGCGGCUUAUAUACCGUUUUAUGUACUGUUUGAAGUAAUCUGGCAAUUAUUAGAACGAAAAUAUCAAAAAAAUCAAAAGAGAGAGACACAGAUAUUGUUGAUAUUGAUCUUAACAUUGAACUAGGGUUAAAAACCAAGGAGAAAACGGUCAGGAAUGUUUGUAUGGAAAAUUUACUGAGAGUGAUUCCUUUUAAGUUUCUUAUAAAAUAUGAGCAGGCCUAUUGUACUUCACUAAGAAUCGCAAAAAAAUGUAAUUCCAGCAAGUCAAACAAAAAAAGAAAAUAAUUUUGGAGAGGCGAUCAAUUCCUUUGUGACGUUAGAAUGUUUAAGACGGAAUUCCUUUUAUAAUUAGAAUAUGUUUAGAUUAUAUUUUAAUAUUAACAUAAUAAAGACUUUGUAUAAAAA
Messenger RNA from Leptidea sinapis, 2351 nucleotides. RefSeq names its product protein obstructor-E-like. Gene Ontology annotation, molecular function: chitin binding. The coding region runs from base 125 to 880 and encodes 251 amino acids. The transcript is spliced from 6 exons. Gene Ontology annotation, cellular component: extracellular region. The record is from RefSeq and is a predicted model, not a curated record. NCBI's taxonomy places the organism in Eukaryota, Metazoa, Arthropoda, Insecta, Lepidoptera, Pieridae.